AAGUUGAUAUCAAAGCUGAGAAAAAGAGAAAAAAGAUUGUUUUUUAUUUAAUUAAAGUUUACAUCUAUAACAAAUAGUAUCUAAAAAGUCAAUAUUUGUAGCUGCUAAAGCAAGAAUUAAUUAAUAAACGUGCAGCUCAUCUUCAGUAAAAGUUGUACUGUUUGCAGCUGUAGAAGAAAAAUACUUGUCAAGUCUAUUCUUAAAAGUGUUAACUGACGGAGCCAUUUUUUGUGCUGACGGCAAGUUAUUCCAAUCAUUGACAAUACGAUUUGUAAAAAAAUUUUGACGAGCAUUAUUAUAUGUGAAUUCACGCAUUAGGGCGUUGGAAGAUGAUCUGUGAGUUAGUGGAUUAUGCCAAUUGAUAAUCUCAAAACUAUUUUCUAGCUCAAACUGUUGAAUCAAGUCACUGCGUCUCCUGCGAGUUUCCAAUGUAGUAAUAUUGAGCUGCCGAUCACCUUUCAAGAUUUUAAAUCAUGGUUAGCAAUUAUCAAAGGAAAACCAGUAGAGGUACCACUGCUAAAUGCACAAUCUUUGAAGCAGUGACAACUGUAAAGUUACAUGGCAGAAGCAUAGCCCAGGUGUCUCUAGAUUUCAACAUCAACUAUAGAAGCCUACAACGCUAUUUGUCAAAAGCCUCUACAGAAGAUCUUCAAGAAAAAUCGACAAUACCUUCAUUUCACACUGGCUACGUACAACCUAGGCAAGUGUUGACACAGGAGCUUCAUCUUGAACUCUGUAGUUACUUGCAAAUAGCUUCAGAUAUUUACUUUGGCCUUACACCAAAAGAUGUUAGGAAACUAGCAUAUCAAUUAGCAGAUGCUAAUAAAUUGGCUAUGCCAAAAUCAUGGAUGGAAAAUCAUUGUGCUGGGAGAGAUUGGUUUACGUCUUUCCUACAAAAAAAUCCAACAUUGUCUUUAAGAGCUCCAGAGGCCACAAGCAUUGCACGUGCCAUAAGUUUCAACAAACACAAUGUUGAAAUGUUUUUCAAUAAUCUUCAGGUGUGUCUUCAACGUCACCAAUUCUCAACAGCAGAUAUUUUGAACAUGGACGAAACAGGGACAACUACAGUUCAAAAGCCUGAUAAAGUGAUCUCAAGAAAGGGCCAAAAGCAAGUUGGGGCAAUAACCUCAGCAGAAAGAGGUGCUUUAGUUACCUUGGCAUGUGCUGCCUCUGCUAUUGGUAAUAGUAUUCCACCUUUUUUCGUAUUUCCGAGAGUCAAUUUUAGGGAACACUUUUUAACUUCUGCGCCACCUGGCAGUGAUGGGGACGCAAAUCCAUUUGGUUGGACGAAGGAAGACACUUUUUGUAAAUUUCUUACUCAUUUUGUAAAGAAUGCACGGCCUUCAAAGGAGCAUCCAAUUUUGCUACUGGUUGACAAUCACUUUUCGCACUUGUCAUUGAAUGCACUAGACUAUGCAACAGCAAAUGGAAUUAUUAUGUUAAGUUUUCCACCCCAUUGCACCCACAAGUUGCAGCCACUAGAUAGAACAGUCUAUGGCCCUUUAAAAAGGCUGUAA
Molecule: messenger RNA, 1517 nt
Organism: Hydra vulgaris (swiftwater hydra)
Lineage: Eukaryota; Metazoa; Cnidaria; Hydrozoa; Anthoathecata; Hydridae
Cellular component (GO): nucleus
Molecular function (GO): DNA binding
Source: RefSeq, a predicted model, not a curated record